Neodiprion fabricii is the source of this 4151-nucleotide messenger RNA. RefSeq names its product surfactin synthase subunit 2-like. The transcript is spliced from 12 exons. The coding region runs from base 121 to 2694 and encodes 857 amino acids. The record is from RefSeq and is a predicted model, not a curated record. Lineage: Eukaryota; Metazoa; Arthropoda; Insecta; Hymenoptera; Diprionidae.
CUUAAUUUCCGGCAUAGCGAGAUCGCACGGCGACGAGUUAACAUAAAAGAGCUCCACGAUAAAACAAUUUGCUAGAUAAUACAUUUAGUAGCAGCAUUCAAUCAGAUUCAUCCGACCAGGAUGAGUUCGUCCAAACAUCAGUCAGUUCUCAAGGGGAACACUGUCGACAGAAGCAACGAGGAGGUUUUCAUUCAUAAAGUAUUCUCUCAAGUGGCGGUCAACAAUCCAAAUCACACGGCAAUUAUCUACGAAGAUGAGCGUGGCGAAGAAACAAGGUUGACUUUCAGUCAGCUCGAAGCGAGGACCAAUCAGCUGUCACGAGUCCUGGCGAAACGCUGUCAUCGAUCUUCGAUCAACGGCGUUGAUGCAAUCGCGGCGAUUUCGAUGCAGCCUACGGACCGACUUCUGACUCUCGUGCUGGCUACCUUGAAGGCCGGGAUGGCCUACCUUCCCCUGGAUCCAGAGUUUCCGGCCCCCAGGGUUGAGCACAUCCUCACCGAGGCUGAGCCCCUCAUCAUGGUCUCCGAAGAAGGAGCCGACAUGACAAUAUACGAGGGCACACCUGCCAUCACGUACGACAAGCUUCUGGAAGAAGCCAGCAACGAGUCGACACAGAACAUGGAUUUGGACGCGUGUCAAGACCUGGCGAUCAUUUUAUACACUUCGGGAAGCACGGGGGUGCCGAAAGGCGUUAAACUGCUCCACGAUACUCUGAUAAAUUCGCUUCGCUGGCAGUGGAAUGUGAUACCUUAUUCGCCGACAGAGGAAAGAUGCGUUUUCAAAGCAACUGUGACCUCCGUCGACAGUGUGCCCGAAAUCUGGGGCCCUUUGCUUCAGGGAAGGUGCAUCGUCGUUGUUCCAAAGCACAUCACAAGGGACCCUCAGAGGCUCGUUCAACUUUUGGAGAAACACAAGAUCGAACGGCUGGCACAAGUCCCGUCAUUGUUAAGGACUAUCCUGAUGUAUCUGGACAUGCAGCAGGACAAGCAUCUCCUUAAAAACUUGAAACUCUGGAUUUGUUCAGGCGAAGUCUUACCUCUUCCAGUGGCCGAACAAUUCUUGGCCACAUUCCCAUCAGGCGAACACACGUUGGCCAAUUUAUGGGGUGGCACUGAGCUUACGGGCGAUGUCACAUAUCAUUUGAUCAAUCACCCGAAACAGCUCGAGGGUCUGGACAAAGUACCGAUUGGUAAGCCGGCAGAGAACUGCAUUCUAUACGUUGUGGAUAAGAAGCUGCAACUCGUGCCGCCAGGAGAAUUGGGCGAGGUGGUUUGCGCAGGGAAAUACUUGGCGGCCGGUUACGUAAAAGGAAGAGAUCCGCAUCGUUUCGUGGACAAUCCACAUUCUUCGGAUCCAGAAUACUCGAGGAUUUAUCGUACCGGUGACUACGCGAGGAUUGUGAAAGGCAUAUUAAUUUACGAAGGCAGAAUGGACAACCAAAUUAAGGUCCGAGGACAUCGGGUCGACAUCGCAGAAGUGGAAAAAGCUGUCCUGGCAUCUCCUGCCAUCGACAAAGCGGUCGUCCUCUGUUUCAAACCCGGUGAACUUUCGCAGGCUCUCGUUUCGUACGUGACGGUUAAAAACAACACCCGUGUUUCCGGAUCAGAGAUUGAAUCUCAUCUCCGCACCAUCUUACCUCCCCACAUGAUACCGCAUGUCAUAGUGAUCGAUUCCAUUCCGUUAUUGGAAAACGGAAAGGCUGACAGACAGAUGCUUUUGAAGCGAUACGAAUUGAUGAGCAGCGAAAAGGAUAUCGCCGUCGAUUGCGACUACGAAAAUGUCCCGCCGCCUCUUCUUCCUUCAGCCCGCGUCCUUUUUCCUACGGUAGCAUCGGUGAUCGGAAGUAGCGCUCGAGCCGCGGUGACGAUCGACGCGAACUUUUACGAUCUGGGGGGAAACUCUUUGAAUUCGGUCUACACCGUCACCAGACUUCUUGACCAAGGCUACCGUAUCGGAAUAACUGACUUCAUACGCGCGAAGAACAUGGGAGAGAUACUGCGGAGGAUGAGGAUCGACUCGGAGUCAGACUUCGAUGAGCCUCCGUCCGAAGAUGGAGAACGUUACGUCCUCGAGGAGCUUAAUGACUCACAUAGAAAAGACGUUAUCGAAAUGAUCACCGACAGUUAUCACAUGACAUCCGACCUGGAAAAGUGGUUGCCACCUGUCAUUACCAGAGAACAUUUCUCCGAAGUGAUACACAAGCUUUGGGAUCCUCUGGUGGAGCAGGGAUUGAGUUUCGUACUGAAAUCCACGUCUGGCGAGGCGCUAGGAGUUACGUUGAAUUUCGACGCGAGAGACGAGCCUGAGGUGACGAUAAAUUCGAUGAUGACGGUGAUAUUCGAUUUUUUCGAGUACCUUGAAGAGCCGAUCCGAGAGGGACAGCUACCCAAGGGAAAGGGACAGAUUUUUCACGGCUUCAUGAUUGGAACCAACAGCCGUGUCACUACAGCUGAGAACGUCGCUCUCGUAAAGGAGAUGGAGGAUCAUAUGAUCAGAGUAGCCAGGCAGAAGGGCUUUGCUGGAAUAUUAGCAACAAACGUCAACCCGCUUACGCAGCAACUGGCGACUGAUGUCUAUCACUACGAAGUCUUGCUGGACUACCAGGUCAACAAAUACGUCGCGUCUGACGGUUCAACGCCGUUCGGAGAGGCGCCCGAUAGUCAAAGAGCACUCUGCUGCUGGAAAAAAGUUUAGCAAUUUUUCAACAGGAGCCCUGUGAAUUGUUUGUAGUUUCUUACGUGCAACGUAGUACCGCUAGUUAAUAAUAGUCAAUAUCUGGGCGUUAUCAUUUGAUGAAUUUGAUUCAAAUAUUGGUUAUCCGGUGAAAAUCAAACCAACCGGCAAUGCAAUUUGACGCCAAGUUCUAAGACUCACUUUGGAUUGACAAUGAAUUCUCCUCCCUUGAUAGUUCUCGAAAUCACUGUCUAUCCUCAGUGGGAAUUAAUUAACGCAAUUAAAUUUGGCUCUGCGUGAUCCGCGGCGACUAGACACCGGAUGAACUACUCAACAAUGUACAAAUUUUUUAAUAGAACGCCGUUGAAGUGUCGAGCGAGGGUUAGAAGGUUAUUGAACGAUUCGACUCGUGAUUUAGAUUUAUGCACAAUAACAAAAAUUACAUUAAAAAAUGAUAAUCAAUUUAAAGUAAUACCUGUAAGCGUCGUUUUACAAAAAAAAAAAAUGCUAUGUUCUAACAAAAAUAUAAUGCUUGGAAUCCAAUAAUUUGAGGUCGUUUUGAUUACGCACAUUACUCCUUGAACGAUUCAAAAUGAGUUUUGUUAUCAGAGUUCAUUGACUCUGUACAAAUAGAAAAUUAAAUUUCACUCAAAGAUCCGUCCUCUGGGCAACUCUAAUAUAAACUCCGUCGCUGUAAAGGUUGAUUCAGAACUGUUACACUUGGAAUACCGUUGAGAACUGUCGCUAUGAAACUCGUGCCGGUUCUACAACGAGAAGUUUACGAUACGAAUCAUGUUUAUAUUAGGGUGCGUUUGUGCUUACCAGUUGGCAAUAUAGCUUUAUUGUUUGAACAUUUCAAAUACACAAUUGAAUACAUAAUAUGUAUCUAAGUUUUUCCAUUUUAUCUACGCAAUAGAAUGAGGAUUCGUAUUGUCGGUUACGGUCUGUUGUAAAUUUACAUCAAAUAAAUAUCGCCUCAAAAAAUGAACAUGCCGAACAAGAUCGUAACCGGAAUGAAAAAUCCUCGAUUUACGCAUAUCACGAAAAAUCUGACAUAAAUUUAUAUGUAAAUGAAUAUGAUAUAGAUACUAAAUAUUCAUUAUAAUACAUAAUAAUCUCCGAUAUAUGUAUAAUAAGUUACGUCUCCCGUAUGCUUACAUAAUAUGGAUAAGUUUAAUGUAUACUUCGUUACGAGUUCACGGUGAAUAUUCGAAAGGUUCGGUGGACGUAUCAAUUAGAAACAGUUUUUCAUCCACCAUGGAAAAACGAGGGUGAAAGCAAGAACAUUUAAUUAUACAAAAACACUUUUAUGUCCAGAAACAUUAUCUUGUCGAGUUAUAACAGCCGUAUAGAAAUUUUUUAAAUUGCCUUUCACGUAUGUAUAUCUAUAUUCCCCGUAUUAUGUCGUAUAUUUUAUAAACUUUUAUGCAAUAUUGUAUAAUAUGUAUACAUACUUCGAAAUAUAGAAUUAUAAGUAA